GUCACAGGCUCCCUCCCCCGGAAGUGAGGCCUGAUGUAAACACCGGAGCUGGGCGUCAAGGCCCGGGAGGUCAGAAAGCCGGGCCGCGGGCGGCACCGAGAGCUGGGGCCAGGAUCGGGGACGCGCAGAGGUCAGGGAAGCAAUCCUGGACCAUGACUCAGCAGCCACUUCGGGGAGUGACCAGUCUGCGUUUCAACCAAGACCAAAGCUGCUUUUGCUGCGCUAUGGAGACAGGUGUGCGCAUCUACAACGUGGAGCCUUUGAUGGAGAAGGGGCAUCUGGACCACGAGCAGGUGGGCAGCAUGGGCCUGGUGGAAAUGUUGCACCGCUCCAACCUGCUGGCCCUGGUGGGCGGUGGUAGCAGCCCCAAGUUCUCAGAGAUCUCAGCAGUGCUGAUCUGGGACGAUGCCCGGGAGGGCAAGGACUCCAAGGACAAGCUGGUGCUGGAGUUCACCUUCACCAAGCCAGUGCUGGCUGUGCGCAUGCGCCAUGACAAAAUCGUGAUCGUGCUGAAGAACCGCAUCUAUGUGUACUCCUUCCCCGACAAUCCCCGAAAGCUGUUUGAGUUUGACACCCGGGACAACCCCAAGGGGCUCUGUGACCUCUGCCCCAGCCUGGAGAAACAACUGCUAGUGUUCCCAGGACACAAGUGCGGAAGCCUGCAACUUGUGGACCUGGCGAGUACAAAGCCCGGCACUUCUUCUGCUCCGUUUACCAUCAAUGCACAUCAGAGUGAUGUGGCCUGCGUGUCUCUGAACCAGCCAGGCACGGUAGUGGCCUCGGCCUCUCAGAAGGGCACCCUUAUUCGCCUUUUUGACACACAGUCCAAGGAGAAACUGGUGGAGCUGCGCCGAGGCACUGACCCCGCCACCCUCUACUGCAUCAACUUCAGCCAUGAUUCCUCCUUCCUGUGUGCAUCCAGUGAUAAGGGCACAGUCCAUAUCUUUGCUCUCAAGGAUACCCGCCUCAACCGCCGUUCCGCGCUGGCUCGCGUGGGCAAGGUGGGGCCUAUGAUUGGGCAGUAUGUGGACUCUCAGUGGAGCCUGGCAAGCUUCACCGUGCCUGCUGAGUCAGCCUGCAUCUGUGCUUUUGGUCGCAAUACUUCCAAGAAUGUCAACUCCGUCAUUGCCAUCUGUGUAGAUGGGACCUUCCACAAAUAUGUCUUCACUCCUGAUGGAAACUGCAACAGAGAGGCUUUCGAUGUGUACCUUGACAUCUGUGAUGACGAUGACUUUUAAGGAUCCUGUGGGUUGUGCUAGGGACCUGCAGUGGCAGAUCGCAAAGCCUGUGCACCGGUGGGAGUGCUCUGGAAGCCGCCAGGCAGCAAGCAUUAAUGGAGCAAGUGCCCACUUUCCACUCUUAAGAGCAAUGCCUAAACGGCUCAGUUGCCCCAAGCACUUCUUGAUGACUGUGUGCCUGCAGGGCCAGGCGAGGGACUCUGGGAGACAUGAGGACUCCCUGGGGCUCCCAGCCUGGAGAAGACUGCUAGGGACCCAGAGUGGGUGACCUAAUCCAGCCUGUGGGGAUUUUUAAAAAGCUUCCCAGAAAGAUCUCUGAUGUGAUGAAUAUGAAUAAAAGGCCCUUAA
Hippopotamus amphibius kiboko is the source of this 1586-nucleotide messenger RNA. It is a transcript of the gene WDR45, whose product is annotated as WD repeat domain 45. Gene Ontology annotation, cellular component: cytosol; extrinsic component of membrane; phagophore assembly site membrane. The transcript is spliced from 11 exons. The record is from RefSeq and is a predicted model, not a curated record. Bases 153 to 1238 code for a protein of 361 amino acids. Gene Ontology annotation, biological process: nucleophagy; autophagy of mitochondrion; protein localization to phagophore assembly site. Gene Ontology annotation, molecular function: protein binding; phosphatidylinositol-3-phosphate binding; phosphatidylinositol-3,5-bisphosphate binding. NCBI's taxonomy places the organism in Eukaryota, Metazoa, Chordata, Mammalia, Artiodactyla, Hippopotamidae.